Cyphomyrmex costatus is the source of this 1762-nucleotide messenger RNA. It is a transcript of the gene Orc2, whose product is annotated as origin recognition complex subunit 2. The record is from RefSeq and is a predicted model, not a curated record. Lineage: Eukaryota; Metazoa; Arthropoda; Insecta; Hymenoptera; Formicidae. Gene Ontology annotation, biological process: DNA replication. The transcript is spliced from 9 exons. Gene Ontology annotation, molecular function: DNA replication origin binding. Gene Ontology annotation, cellular component: nuclear origin of replication recognition complex; nucleus. Bases 49 to 1722 code for a protein of 557 amino acids.
UAUUUUUAUCAAAAUUUGAACUGAACGGGGCAUUCUAUACCUUCACCGAUGGAUUUACCGAUGGAUUCUGUCAGAAAUGUGAGGAGAUCUACGCGAGUAAAACCCCACGUGAAAUAUGCAGAAGUCAGUGACGAGGAAACAUCCGAGAACAAUCCACAAACUAAUGUAUUGAAUGCUGAGAUAGAAAAGCAACUAAAAGAUAUCGAAGAGGAUGUACAAAAACCAUUUGAAUUAUUUUCUGAAAAGGAUGUAAGUGGAAAAAAACUAUACGGGUUUCAAACUCCAACAAAAAGAAACAGCAUGAUGAUUAAAGCCAAUCAGUGCCGUACACCUGAGACUCCAAAAAGUUUCAAAACGCUUCCAGUCUUAAAAGUUGUCCUUGACAAGAUUUUGAUAAACCCUGAAAAUCAAAUGGUCAAGAAAGAUAGCAAAAUAUCCCGAAAACGAUACUUGCCCAGUGUAAAUUCAAGUGGCGAUGAGAGUGUAUCAGAAGGUAGUGAAUAUAUACCUUCAGAUGAAGCCAGUUCAGAAUCUUAUGAAACUUCUGAUAAAAGUGAAGAUACCGAUUCUGAUAUAAGCCAGGAAACCAAUGCUAGAAGACAAGUUAAACAAAAAAUAUUGAAACCUUUAUUGAAAUGUGAGGUACAAAGUACACCCAGGAAAACAGGGAGAGGACGUAAGACUAUUGCUUACAAGGAUUAUCACAUAAAAACUGAUGAAUAUUUUGAAUCUCAAUCAGAAAAAAUAGUUACAUCUGAUCGUACAUUAGAAAGACUUAAGAACAAUCGUUUCACCAAAGAAUCAUUAGGAGAGUUAUUAAUAAAUCAAAAUCAUAUUUCUACAACACACAAGAAACGUAUUUGUUUCUUGACAGAAAAUUGUACAUCAUUCUUUCCUAUGUGGCAAUUCAUAUUAGAAGAAGGUUAUAGUCUGCUACUUCAUGGAGUAGGCUCAAAAAGAAAUUUAAUAAAUGAUUUUUAUAAAGAAAUCAUAGAAGAUCAUCCAACAUUAAUUGUAAAUGGAUUUUUCCCUAGUUUAACACUGAAAGAUAUACUUGAUAAUAUAAUAACGGAUUUGUUAGACUUAAAUUGUCCAACAAAUCUUAAUGAUUGCUUAGAACUUAUAGAAACGGUUAUGAAAGACAAUCUGGAUGCUCGACUUUAUUUAAUAAUCCACAAUAUUGAUGGGAUAAUGCUGCGUUCAAAUAAAGCUCAAAGUAUACUUGCCAAUUUAGCAGCCAUUUCAAAUAUUCAUGUCCUGGCAUCUGUUGAUCACCUAAAUGCACCACUCCUUUGGGACCAUGUAAAACGCGCUAAGUUUAAUUUUUAUUGGUGGGAUGCAACAACAUUAUUGCCAUAUCAAGCGGAAACUUCAUAUGAAAAUUCUUUAUUGGUUCAACAAAGCAGUGGACUUGCAUUAUCUUCUCUCCAGAAUGUCUUCCUGUCCCUUACAUCAAAUGCUCGAGCAAUUUAUUUGAUUCUUGUCAAAUAUCAAUUGAGUAACAGCAGUAGUAAUUUUACAGGAAUACCGUUUAGGGAUUUGUAUCGAGCAGCGCGCGAACAGUUUCUAGUUAGUUCCGAUUUGGCAUUAAGAGCACAGUUGACUGAAUUUAUUGAUCAUAAAUUGCUACGAAUUAAACGUACAGUUGAUGGUGCUGAACACCUAAUAAUACCUCUUGAUAAGACUCUUCUUAAACAAUUUAUGGAGCAACAUGGAUCGUAAUAGAUGAAUAUGAGAAAGUAUAUAUUUUUAUAAUAGUCGA